This is a messenger RNA of Drosophila persimilis, 638 nucleotides long. It is a transcript of the gene Grx5, whose product is annotated as glutaredoxin-related protein 5, mitochondrial. Bases 35 to 550 code for a protein of 171 amino acids. NCBI's taxonomy places the organism in Eukaryota, Metazoa, Arthropoda, Insecta, Diptera, Drosophilidae. The record is from RefSeq and is a predicted model, not a curated record. The transcript is spliced from 2 exons.
AAUUAGAUAAGUCGGUGGAAAUAAAUUUAAUAAAAUGAACAGAAUUUGCCAAACUUUGUUGCGUCAGAGCUACGCGCGUGCUCCGCUAACCAGCAACCAUGUAGCGGCCACAGUAACACGUUCCACCCGCUGGUACAGCGCCGAUGCUUCCCCACCGGCCUCUGCGGCCGAUGUUGUGGACAAAUCCACGCUCGAAAAACUGGUGCGCACCAACAAGGUGGUCAUCUUCAUGAAGGGAAAUCCCCAGGCUCCCCGCUGCGGCUUCAGCAACGCCGUAGUGCAGAUCAUGCGAAUGCAUGGCGUGCAGUACGACGCCCACGAUGUCCUUCAGAACGAGGCCCUGCGUCAAGGCGUCAAGGAGUUCACUGACUGGCCCACCAUCCCCCAGGUGUUCAUCGAUGGGGAGUUCGUUGGCGGCUGUGACAUCUUGAUGCAAUUGCAUCAAAGCGGCGAUCUGAUUGAGGAACUGAAGAAGGUCGGCAUUAUCUCCGAGCUGCUGAAGGCCGAGGAGGCCAAGCAGGAGCCCAAUACGGAGGAAAAGAAAAAGUAGUAGACGCCAGAUCAAAACCCUCUACACCUUCCCCACAAUCCUAAUUAUUAGCAAUUGUUUAUUAUUAAAUGUUUAACUGAUACAGAAA